AUGGCAGCCGACGACAGUCACCCCUCGCCGGCUCGUUCAGGAUGGGCCAGUCUAGAGGAGGAGCUGGCCUAUUAUAAGUCGCAAUAUGAGACGUUGGAAGUGGAGCUGCAGGAGUUCCAGGCAUCCAGCAAGGAACUCGAGGCCGAGCUAGAGCGCGAUGUCGAAGAGAGCGAAAAGCGGGAGCGGAAAUUGCAGGAGAAGGCAGAGAAGUUGGGAUUUGAGGUGGAGGAGUGGAAGACCAAGUACAAGCAAAGCAAGACGGAAGCCAACAAUGCGCAGAACACUCUGCAGAAAGAGAUUACCAGCAUGCGCGAGAGCCAGCGCGCUCUUCAAAUGCGCCUACGGGACAUUGAAGUACAGAGCGAUGAUUUCGAGCGCCAGGCACGCCACCAAACAUCCUCCCUAGAGGACGUCGAGUCAAAGUACAAUGUGGCGAUUGAGCGGACGGUAAUGCUGGAGGAGGAGAUCAAAAUCGGCGAACAGGAGCGAGAAGCGUUGCGGAUAGAGACACAGCGACUUCGAGAUGAACUGUCAGAUUUGCGGAUAGAGGCGGAAAUUGUGCAGGAGAAGCUGCGCAUAGCAGAGGAGACGAUUGAGGGCCACCACCAGCGCAAGGUAUCUAAUCAUGUCUCUGGUGAUGCCCUGAGACCACGCUCUCCCGUCUCCGAGGCUUCAACCUCAGCUACUAAUCUUUCUUCGCCAACGGCCGCCUCUACCCCGCCGCACUCGAAACCAGACGUCCCGCACCCAGACACAACGCCUCCUUCUCCACCCCUGUCUGAUGCACCCAUCACAACAAGACAUGUGCCCUCUACGCCCAUGUCUAGGCGCAAAAACUCGGUUCCCCCAUUGGAUCCCGGAACCACACCUCGCGCCGGUCUGUAUCAGCGCGCGCCGCGCCAUUCGCGAGGUCCCAGCGUGUCGGGGGUAUCGAGACCAGGUACCAGUGCCAGUGGGCGGGCAACGCCUUCUAUACGGACGUCUGCUCUAGCUUCACGAGGGCCAAGGCCAAGCUUUGGGGCUGCCGCACCACCGGCGACUCUGCCAAGAUCCGGAUCACUUUACCAGAUUCGCGGGCUAAUUGGCAAGAUGCAGAAGCUUGAAGAGCGGGUCCACUCGGCGCGAUCCAAGCUUCCUGCACCGACGAAUACACCGCCGAAAGCCAGUCCACGGAAUGGUAGCGCCAUGGGACAUCACGGUGGUGUACCGAGCACGGUUACCGUGAGAAGCGGCAGAAAGCGCAGCUCGCAUGCAUCGGCGGCUUCGUCCGUUAGUGGUGCUUACGAGUCCGGUGUAAGCCGGCUGUCAUUCGGUCGGUCAACUUCUUCACGAGAGCCUACCAAUAGCAGGCCAAGCAGUCGAGCAUCAAUGUCGUCGCAAUCGACACCAGCAAGACCAGGGAGCAGAGGCAGCAACCGGACGCCCCUUGGUCAUUAUCAGUCUUCGUCAAUCAGUGGGAUGGAUCCCCGGAUGCCGAGGUCACGCAGCUCCAUGAGCGGACAAUCAGGCGGACAUGGUCACUCGCAGUCCUUUUCAAAGUCGCUACGAGAAAGCGACACUGGAAACCAUAGCGACGGAAGCGGCGCUACUACUCCAUUGGCUCGUCGACUCACCAUGGAAAAGUCAGGGAUCCCUAUGCUGAGCGGAAUUCCGAGGCGACAGAGCGCAUCGCGGAGGCCAAGCGCCAACUACGACGGCGGAGAAAUGGGUCCCCCUGCAAGGCCACGCAAAAUGUCAACGCAGCCUGAAGAAGAAUCUUACUAA
Molecule: messenger RNA, 1764 nt
Organism: Pyrenophora tritici-repentis Pt-1C-BFP
Lineage: Eukaryota; Fungi; Ascomycota; Dothideomycetes; Pleosporales; Pleosporaceae
Source: RefSeq, a predicted model, not a curated record